CGGCGCCGUCUGGCUCGGUCGGGCCGGGGCGGGAGCGCGGCUCGGGACAGUGGGGCCCGCGGGCUGCGGACGGCGGCCUAGGUGGCCGGCAGAGUACUUAGAAUUUCACAUAUUUUUCCUGAACUUGUAAAAAUGGCGCUUGGGAUGAUGGAUUAACAAGAACAUUGAAAUUCUGUGAAAAGUUUUAAAUUGGAGCAUAUUGAAUUUUCACCCUAGUCCAGCAGCUCUGCUGCUCACUUAAAUACAGAUGAAUGAAGACCCCAUUCGGGAAGACACCUGGCCAGCGGUCCAGAGCUGAUGCAGGCCAUGCUGGUGUAUCUGCAAGCAUGAUGAAGAAGCGGACAUCCCACAAAAAACAUCGGAGCAGUGUGGGGCCGAGCAAACCUGUUUCCCAGCCCCGGCGGAACAUCGUAGGCUGCAGGAUUCAGCAUGGGUGGAAAGAGGGGAAUGGCCCUGUCACCCAGUGGAAAGGAACCGUGCUGGACCAGGUGCCUGUAAAUCCUUCUUUGUAUCUUAUAAAAUACGAUGGAUUUGACUGUGUUUAUGGACUAGAACUUAAUAAAGAUGAAAGAGUUUCUGCGCUUGAAGUCCUCCCUGAUAGAGUUGCAACAUCUCGAAUCAGUGACGCACACCUAGCAGACACAAUGAUUGGCAAGGCAGUGGAGCACAUGUUUGAGACCGAGGAUGGCUCUAAAGACGAGUGGAGGGGAAUGGUCUUGGCGCGCGCUCCCAUCAUGAACACGUGGUUUUACAUCACCUAUGAAAAAGAUCCUGUCCUAUACAUGUACCAGCUCUUAGAUGAUUAUAAAGAAGGCGAUCUUCGCAUCAUGCCUGAUUCUAAUGAUUCACCUCCAGCAGAAAGGGAACCAGGAGAAGUUGUGGACAGCCUGGUAGGCAAACAAGUGGAAUAUGCCAAAGAAGAUGGCUCUAAAAGGACUGGCAUGGUCAUUCAUCAAGUAGAAGCCAAACCAUCUGUCUAUUUCAUCAAGUUUGAUGAUGAUUUCCAUAUUUAUGUCUACGAUUUGGUGAAAACAUCCUAGAUGUCAUCAUGAACUUUGCCAAAUUUGUGGAACUAUUAAAUGUAUAAUUUGUAGACAUAAAGACUUGAUUGCUUUCCAGUUUAAUGAAAGCUUAAAUGUCCCUGCGAACCCACAAUCUCUGCCAGCAGAACUGGUUUUGUUCUGAAUAGUACAGAUUUAUGUGAACACAAAGCAUUUUGUGUAAGGAACUCCUUCCUCUUAAAAGAAGUCUGUCUGUCUGGAAGGGAGUUACAGGCAAGUCUGGUAAAAGUUAAGCUAGUAUCAUAGUCAUUUAAAACUGUAAUAGAUCUUAUCCACUUUCCUCUUCACUUUUAACACUCUUAUUCUGCUGCCACAAUGCAAGCAUAGUUUGGUAUUUUUGUUAUUGCCUUUUUUGAGAUAUAUAUGUAUCUAUAUCUACCUAUCUAUAUCUGUGUGUAUACAUAUGUAGUGUAUAUAUAUACACACACAUAGAUGUGUGUAUACACACGCGCGCACACACACGCACACACACACACACACACACACACACUUCAUUGGCAGUCCUUUCUUUGGGGAUUGGGGUGGGGGUUAAAUAAUUUACUCCAGUUUAACAGGAGCGCUUGACCCAAAUUAUUCAUAUCUAGUAUAUUACUGCUGUUUAUUUAAAAUUAAAUUUGGGCACAGGAAGUACAUAGGGACAUUCAGCUUGUUUUGAGGGUUAGAAGUUCAGAGCUUAAUUUCACUCUGGGGGCUUUAAACCGUAAAUUCAAACAUGAAUCACUUGUGAACAGUUAAUGACCCACAUUAGAAUUUUACAAAACAGUUAAAAAUCUGGGUGAAAGGCUGCCUUUAAUUCUAAGCUUUGUACAGUUUUUUGUUUACAUUUUUUAUCAUAUUUUUUUUUUUUUAAACAAAGCCCAGGUACUUGGUCCACAUAAUAUAAUGCAGGUAUAUUUUAGAUGGCACAUUUGGUCCAUUAUUUGUACAAAUUAGUAAUCUGGAUUUCAGUACACGGAUUUAAAGGGCAACAGUACAUCAGUGGUUUGUGUGUAUUUGGUAAGUUCCUGGAAGAACAUAGUGCUUUUAUAGUAGAAAUUUAAGUUGUUGCCUAUUUACAAGUUAGCUGGGAGACCUUUAUUUUUAUUACUAUUAUUACUGAUAUAUGAUUAUGGUCAGAAAGCUUUUUCCCCUCGGCUUUUCCCCACAAAGAAUAUCCAGAUGAAUAACAGCUUAAAUCUCCUGACACCUUUUGUGGUGCUGUAUGUUCUUGCUCAUGGUGUGCUGUUGGUAUGGAUUCAUUCCGUUUAAUGGGUCAGGGUCAGUCACCUGCUCUGACUCGUGAGUGUGACAGACAGCAGCCCUUGGCCACUGAAUCCUUCCCUGGCCUAUUCCUGCAAGGUUGUUUUUUAACGCAAAUAGAACUGCAGAAGUGGCUCGUUCAGCAGCAGAACGUCCGCCUGUCGCUGUGUUUUGGACGAUCCCUGGCAGCCUGAAAGCUGGGAGAAUGGUGGUUUGUCAAACCAGGCAGAAAGCUAAAUGCAUAUGCUGUGAAUCACCAGAGGUGUGACCUCUGUCAUGGCUGUUCUUGGUAAUAGAGAUUCUGUAGUUUGGAGGCCAUGCUAUGCGUGGCUUGGUGAUGCCCAUUUUCGCCUUCAGGAAGGCUGUGCUUUGUCGUGCUGGUGGCUGGUAACCUCGUGCACCAUGUAAGAACUGCACCUGGUUCUCUGCCGUGUGCCCACCGCCUCACCGAGAGCAGCCAGGGGUGAGCUGCUCCAUGUAGUGAGUGCCCAGGUCUGAGACGUUCCUCCUGUGCUUGGAAGAAGUGUCAUGCUGCAGAUCUGUCACCUCUUCUCCUGGUGGCUCUUGUAAGAGUCCCUGCAUGUGAAUCUCAAGGCCAGGCCCAACUCCCCGAGCCCACACAGUGUGUGAGGCCUAGAGAGAGCGUGUCCAGUGUGCACAGCAUGACCAGGGCGCAGUGACUUAAGGCUGAAAACCAAGUCCUUUGGAGGGAUCCUGAGGGUUGGGUCAGUUGAAACAUUUCUGGCAUUACUUAAUGACUUGCAUUGUGGUUUUUCUGCAAGUGUCUUCAGCAGCUUUUCAUACCACGUGAUCUGCCACUCUCUAGAUGAAUGUGACAUUUGAUUAGUAUCAUAAUUAUUUUAAUCAUUGUUCCAUUUAUUGCCUUUAAGGUUGAAGGAAGGGGAAGGGGUUUUUUGUUAUUGUUUUUGUUUUUUUUCCCCCCAUUCUUUUUUCUUUUGGUGGCUUAAACCACACUUCCUGAUGCCGUGACUAACUCUGCUCCCUAGCCGAGUAUUUCAGGCUUCGUUUAGGCUCAUGUUUCAGAUCUGCAUGCGUUGCUUGCAUUUUCCUGAUAUCUGAAUGUUGGUUCCUUGUUCUAGGAAUACAACAUUAAUUUCCAAAAUUAUCAUGGGACUUGUGACAACACAAGACAUGAAUCUCUGUAUAAAAUGUAUUGGCCUUUCUCAUUGACCUGCUAUAGUAUUAUUGUGUCGUGUGUGUGCGUGUGUGAUGUCUGGCUGCCAUGUAAAGCUUCAAAGGAAAACCUUAAAAGCAGACCAUCCUUUUUUGCAUGCUCUAUUCUAAGUAGAAUGUUCAAUGUUAACUAACUAAAAUUGCAUGUUAAAUAUAUUUAGGUUUUUUGUUUUCGAUCUUUGUUUUUAUUUGUUUUCAGUUUCUGUAUAUUUGCUUAACUGUGCUGUUUUAGUGGUUGUAGGAUAAAAAUGCACUGGUGAAGCAAAUGUAGUGCCAACAGGAGGUGAUUUUCCAGUUGUGUAUGUCAUGCAGCAUUUGAAGGGACUGUGCAUUCUUAAAACGAUCACAGUUGCUUCUAAACCAGAUUUCAUUUCUAUUAUUGUUUUAUGUGCCAAACCCCGAAGUGCAUUGGGCUUGAAUCUCUGAACGCCAUGGACCCAUUAGGAGACUGUUCUGAUUGUCACAAAUUGUAGUGCCUGAAAACAUUCUUAAGCUGAUUGUCUUAAAAAAGAAAAGAAAAGCAAAGAAAGUUCUCCAAAGACAAAACAGGAACAAUUAUUAUAAAAAAAAGUAAUUAUGGUCAAAAUGUCUGUGGUUCCUUGGAAAUGCUGCGCUUUUUGUAUUUUCCACCAUUAGUGCAGUUUGAACGAAUGUGUAUAGUUCAGAGGUCUUCGUGUUCGCAUUUUAAAAUUAGGUAAAUGACCUCAUCUUUCAAGCUUGAAUUCAUUUUUAAUUUUAAUUUUAUUUUAUACAAUGUGUAGACAGUUCCCUGUUCUCUGCAUUUAGAAGUAUAAACAAUAUAAAUCUGUUAAUUCUGUAAGUAAUUUUUAUAAUUAUGAUGUAACUCUAUCCUAUCCUUAAAACAUUUAAAAUAAACCCUUUAUGUGCAA
Messenger RNA from Phacochoerus africanus (Common warthog), 4384 nucleotides. It is a transcript of the gene SPIN1, whose product is annotated as spindlin 1. Bases 252 to 1040 code for a protein of 262 amino acids. The transcript has 6 exons. The record is from RefSeq and is a predicted model, not a curated record. Gene Ontology annotation, cellular component: nucleoplasm; cytosol. Lineage: Eukaryota; Metazoa; Chordata; Mammalia; Artiodactyla; Suidae. Gene Ontology annotation, biological process: gamete generation; regulation of DNA-templated transcription.